AGAUGGUAUCCAUGAAUGUAACUUAUCCAUGAUAGGAAAUCUUGAAUCUCAGCCGUCCAUCACCUCACCCCCAAAAUGGGGCUCGAGGGACCAUGAGAAUUCGUUGAGGAAGCAUGGGCCGUGGCGAGAGCUGGCAAUGGAUGCGUUGGAGUGUGGGAAUGGCCGUGGCCCUCCUCUUGAUAGUCGUGGGGUCAUUUCUCGUGGCUGGAGGCCGCAGCAAGCGCUCCGGCAGUAACAAUACCGCUGGCGUGCAGGUCCUUGACCAUACAGAUCCCCUGCCUAAUUCUGGUGCGGGGCUUCCGGCCUCAGCACCAGUCCGAGAACCGCCUUCCCAGGAUUGGGGGGAAGCAACAACUAUGUCAGAACAAGGCGACAAGGAGGAGGUGAGAGCCCCGCCGGCGAUGGGGGCGUCGGGAACAUCUUUCCAAGACCUCCUGGACGCUACCACCACCCACGGUAUUCCUGCGGAAGAUAAAGCGGAAAGCACGACCGAUUUUUGGGGCAACGAAAUUCCUUCCGCCGACGGAGAGGCGGAGGAGGUGGACGCGGAUUUGAUGGACGAGGAAGGCCAGGAGGUGGAGGUGGAUGAGGUGGCGGGUGUGUGUUUCGUCGAGAAUUCCAUCGAGCUUCGGAAGGCGAUAGUGAAAGAGACUUGUUCGAUGAUCCAGCUUGCGUCCAUGAGCAACGACAUGGGGGAGAUGGAGCAGGAGACGGAUGACGAGAUGGACAUGCUGGACGAAAUCGAUGGGAUGGGGGGUAGGAACGGUCAGUAUGAGCUCUACAAGGAGAUCGUCAUCCGCCGCACGUUGACCAUUCAGGGGGAUUCG
Molecule: messenger RNA, 827 nt
Organism: Nannochloropsis gaditana CCMP526
Exons: 3
Source: RefSeq, a predicted model, not a curated record